Messenger RNA from Acinonyx jubatus (cheetah), 4624 nucleotides. RefSeq names its product MICAL like 1 (gene MICALL1). The record is from RefSeq and is a predicted model, not a curated record. Gene Ontology annotation, cellular component: actin cytoskeleton; plasma membrane. Gene Ontology annotation, biological process: actin filament bundle assembly. The transcript has 16 exons. Gene Ontology annotation, molecular function: actin filament binding. The coding region runs from base 332 to 2812 and encodes 826 amino acids. Lineage: Eukaryota; Metazoa; Chordata; Mammalia; Carnivora; Felidae.
UGAACGGGGGAGGGGCAGAGAGAGAGGAAGACACAGAAUCAGAAGCAGGCUCCAGGCUCUGAGCCAUCAGCCCAGAGCCUGACGCGGGGCUCGAACUCACGGAUCGCGAGAUCGUGACCUGAGCUGAAGUCGGAUGCUUAACCGACUGAGCCACCCAGGCGCCCCAGCUUUGUGGGUUUUAAGCAGGGGAGGGCAGCUCCCCUUCUGAGAAGAGAUCCGGAAUCCUGUCUAAACAUUCAUUUGUAGAGCAGGCCAGUGCCCGGGCCACCAGCCCAUUGCACAGCAGAGAAACUGAGGCCCAGCUGCCACAUGAGGCGUAAGGAGGAUCUCCAUGAGAGUAGGGGCAGGAGAUUUUGAUGCGCUUUCCAAGGACAAUGUCUUCGAGAACAACCGUUUGGCCUUUGAAGUGGCCGAGAAGGAGCUGGGGAUCCCUGCUCUCCUGGACCCCAAUGACAUGGUCUCCAUGAGUGUCCCUGACUGCCUCAGCAUCAUGACCUACGUGUCCCAGUAUUACAACCACUUCUCCAGCCCGGGCCAAGCUAGUGUCUCAUCACCUAGAAAGGCCCAGGCACCCUCCUCCCCGCCAUCCGGAGCACCUACUCCAGCACAACCAGGAGACAGGGCUCAGGGUGAGGAGCUCUCCUCCGGCAGUCUGUCAGAGCAGGGUGCCCACCAGACCCCCAGCAGCACGUGCGCGGCCUGCCAACAGCACGUGCAUCUGGUGCAGCGUUACUUGGCCGAGGGCAAACUAUACCACAGGCACUGCUUCCGGUGUCGGCGGUGCUCCAGCACGCUGCUCCCUGGAGCUUACCGAAGUGGGCCCGAGGAAGGCACCUUCGUGUGUGCGGAGCACUGUGCCAGGCUGGGCCCGGGUGGGCGGUCGGGGACCAAGGCCGGGCCGCCUCUGCAGCCGAAGCAGCGGCAACUUGCAGAAGAAGCCGAGGAUGUGGACGGAGGCGCCCCCGGCCCUGGUGCACCUGUCGGGGCUGAGGUGGAUGUGCCCAAGGCCGGCCCCGAGGCCCGGCCCCAGAUCCCCACCAAGCCCCGGGUUCCAAGCAAACCGCAGGAGCUGGGCAGCUCUCCGGCCGGCCGCCCCACGCCUGCCCCGAGGAAGGCGUCUGAGAACACGGCCCCGACGCCCCCCACGCCCCGGCCCCGGUCCAGUCUGCAGCAUGAGACCCCGGGGGAGCCGGGUGGUGGCAGCAGCUUAGUAAAUGGAAGGCUGCAUGAACCCCCCGUCCCCAAGCCGAGAGGGACCCCCAAGCUGUCUGAGAGGACACCAGCCCCCAGGAAGGAUCCCCCAUGGAUCACACUGGUGCAGGCAGAGCCAAAGAAGAAGCCAGCCCCCCUCCCCCCGAGCAGCAGCCCCGGACCUCCAAGCCGGGACAGCAGGCGGGUGGAGAACGGAGGCGUGGCGGAGGUGGCCCAGCAGAGCCAGGUGACAGCUGGCCUGGAGCCCAAGCCCUACAACCCCUUCGAGGAGGAGGAGGAGGAGGAGGAGGAGGAGGAGCAGGAGGCAUCCCCAGCUGCACCCGGCCUGGCCACAGGCCUGGCCACAGGCCCCGCCCUGGCCCACUCGGAGUCUACACCCAAGUCCCUGCACCCCUGGUAUGGCAUCACCCCCACCAGCAGCCCCAAGACAAAGAAGCGCCCUGCCCCCCGAGCGCCCAGCGCCUCCCCACUCGCUCUCCACACCUCCCGCCUCUCACACUCGGAGCCUCCCUCGGCUACCCCGUCGCCAGCCCUCAGCGUGGAGAGCCUGUCGUCCGAGGGCCCCGGCCAGACGCCGCCUGGGGAGCUUCUGGAGCCACCGGUCGUGCCCAAGAGCUCCUCGGAGCCUGCAGUCCAUGCCCCUGACACCCCCGCGACCUCUGCCAGCCUCUUCGCCAGCUCCUCCCUCUCCUCCUCUGGGGAACUGGUGCAGCCCAGCACAGACCGGACACCCCAAGCCAGCCCUGGCCUCGCUCCCAACACUAGGCGCAGCCCGGGGCCCCAGCCAGCCAAGCCCUGCGGUGGCGCUGCCCCCACGCCUCUCUUACUGGUUGGAGACAAGAGCCCCGUGCCUUCUCCUGGAACCUCAUCCCCGCAGCUCCAGGUAAAGUCUUCCUGCAAGGAGAAUCCCUUUAACCGGAAGGCAUCACCCACAGCAUCCCCAACCACAAAGAAGGCCACCAAGGGAUCCAAGCCAGCCAGGCCACCUGCCCCAGGACACGGCUUCCCACUCAUCAAGCGCAAGGUCCAGGCUGACCAGUACAUCCCCGAGGAGGACAUCCACGGAGAGAUGGACACUAUUGAGCGCCAGCUGGAUGCCCUGGAACACCGUGGGGUCCUGCUGGAGGAGAAGCUUCGUGGCGGAGUAAAUGAGGGCCGUGAGGACGACAUGCUGGUGGACUGGUUCAAGCUCAUCCAUGAGAAGCAUCUGCUGGUGCGGCGGGAGUCUGAGCUCAUCUAUGUUUUCAAGCAGCAGAACCUGGAGCGGCGCCAGGCGGAUGUGGAGUACGAGCUGCGGUGCCUUCUCAACAAGCCCGAAAAGGACUGGACAGAGGAGGACCGGGGCCGAGAGAAGGUGCUGAUGCAGGAGCUCGUGACCCUCAUCGAGCAGCGCAACGCCAUCGUCAACUGCCUGGAUGAGGACCGGCAGAGGGAGGAAGAGGAAGACAAGAUGUUGGAAGCCAUGAUCAGGAGGAAAGAGUUCCAGAGGGAGGCUGAACCCGAGGGCAAGAAAAAGGGGAAGUUCAAGACCAUGAAGGUGCUGAAGCUGCUAGGGAACAAGCGUGAUACCAAGAGCAAGUCCCCGGGGGACAAGAGCUAACAGCGAGGGCAGCCAGCUGGGACUUUCACCCCUCCUGGCUCAGCCCCUGGGCUGGGCUCCACUCGAGGGUGGCGGGGGGGUGGGGGGCUCCCUGCUUCCCAUCAGGAUCAGUCCUGAGGAAAGAUGAUGCAAGGGGAGGGGGCCUCUCGGUGACAGCCUCUCCCUCCUCAGGGUCCUGUUGCUGGUCUGGGCCAAAGAGUUUUCUUCCCCCUUCUCUGAGCCGUAGGCAGCUGUGGCUCAGCUCUGCCCAGUCUGGUUCUGGUGAUUCCAGAUGCUGGGACUGACCCACGGAGCGAGCAGGGUCCUGGGUCCAGGAUCCAGGGAGGGGCCGUGGCCCAGCACACCCGCCUUGCCCACCACCCAGCCCCUGCUGUGACGGGCAGCCCCUUGGUCCCUCCUCUUCCCUUCUGUACUGUGUCCAGAAGGGAUUCUUAGCUGUCACAGUCCUGACCUGGAGGUCCUUCCGCCCGCGUGGUCCGCCCACGGCCGACCUCCGGCCGGGGUCUCCUGCCUUCAGGCCUCUGCUGCUGUUGGCAGGCCAGCACUCAGGGCUUGGUGGCGCUGGCUUCUUCCUGCCCCAGCCCUGGCUCUGCGUCCCCGUUUUCCUUUCCAGUGCAGGUGGCCCUGAAUCUGUUUCUCCUCACUCAGGAGCUCUAUUUAUGAAGUCUAAUUAGGUUUGAGCUCAUUACUGUGUCCUCAGACACAAACGGGCCUGAUGGACAAAUCCCUCCCUCUGUCCCUCAGAGUUCUAGGAGGGGCCUCUCUCAUUUCCCCUGGUUCCAUAGGAAACCUCACCCCCCGGAGCCACGGGGCUGGGCGGCCACGCCGGGUGGAUGAGGGUCUCUGGGAGACAGGCCCCAUGGCAGUUCUGGUCCCCGAUCAUCAGCCGAGGGAGGAUGUUUCACAGAGGUGCUAAUCCUGGUUCCUUAACACAUUGUAGUCUGACCCCUCACUUAGACCUCCCCCCACCUCCCCCGGGGCUGGGGAUGGUGGGCCUGUUCCUGCGUGUGGCCGUCACCCGUCUGUCUACUCACGCUCGACUGUUGUCCGUUCUCUCCUGACUUGUUCCCCCGAAGGACUGAUGGCCACUUACCCCACUGAGAUGGCCAGGGGAGAGGAGGAGCCGAUGGGGACAAUGGCCUUUUCCCCAGGGAAUGUGUCCAGCAGCUCUCGGUCAAAGCACUGUUGCUAUAAGCUAUCUCUGGGGUGCUCCAGGGCACCCCCCUCAGCACACCUCUGGGGAAAGUACGCACUGUAUUAACUCACGAGGAUUUUCCUCGCCAACAAUAAACGGAGACAACCUCAGCUGCCGGUGCCCUGGAGCCUUGGGUGCUUUGCCCUUAGCCAGGUGUGCCUGCUUCCCUGUGUCCGCCGCAUGCCGUGGCCGGACAUCUCUGGUCACCUGGGCGGGACCUGUGGGGCCGUCCCUGCCAGGGAGCCUUGGUCCUCAGUGCCUGCCAGUGGGCAGGACUCUUCUGCAGCUGGGAGAGGUGGCUCCCGCACCUGCACAGCCCCUGGCGGUCUCCUUCCAGACGUGCCUGUUGACCUGGAGCUGGUCACCAACUCCACAAAGGCUUUCAGGGGCCAGGCAGGUCACAUGCAUGACCAGGCGGGGUGUAACCUGAGGAGUGGCUCUGGCAGGCUGUCUGGGUGUCUGGAGACUCAGGUGGUGGGGACUGGGGUGAACUGGGGUGUCUAUGCCCCCAACUAAAGGGGGAAGUUCUUCGUUACUUAAGUCAACUGUAGUUUGUGGGAACGUGGGCCCAGUGUUGCCAGACUCUUCCAUUUCUCAAAAGAAGCUAGAAAUCCAGA